AUGAACAACUUUCUUAUUUCUGCCCCGUCCCCAGCAACGCCAGCAGACCCCGUCCGCCCCCUCCGACAAGGUUUCCUCGCUCUCGUCGCUUCCCCAAAAUCGAAACACAGCAUCACCGCUCCAGACCCCCUCGUCGCCUCGACCCGAACUUCAAACGCCCACUGCUGCUGCCCUCCAUCGGCCGUCUCGGCGCUCGAAACCUCCCAUAGCUCCGCACGCCGCCGUUCUGCUGCUCGCCGAUACUACCAGCUAUCACAGCAGAACCUCACUGAAGUAGACGACAUUUCGACGACCCAGCCUAACCGCGACAGCUUCCCACCUGCAUUCUCCCCUCAAGAUCGUGGCUCUUCCACAGCACACCCCGUCGUACGAGUUUCCAAGCGCACUCACGGCGCUAUCCUCUACGCCCUUGAGGAAGCUUUGCGCUAUCCCAAUCCCUUUACUCCAGACCUGGCUGAGGAAUCUGCGAACAUGGCUGAUCUGUUGGCCGCGAGCGGAGGCGCGAUACCCCAUGCUCACCGGGGAGCUGCGCCGCCUACCACCGGUGCUGUUCCACUGCGCCCAAGCGCUGCCCCCGUCCCAACUAGCUCGCCGUCCGGUAUUCGCGGACCCCGUAUGAUCAUGAUGGAGCGAGCGGCGAGAGAGGCGAGACGUGAAGCCGCAGAGAAGCAGCGACUUGAACAAGCCCGUGCGGAAGAAGAAGCACGCCAAUUGGAAGAAAUGCGUAGGCAGGGCACCGAGCACCAGUCAGCUCGCGUUGCUGAUGGACGAACCGCCAACAUUGCGCAACAACAAGCAGCCGAGGCUGCUGCCCAACGGCAAGCACAAUCAUCGCAAGAGCGAGCCCAGGCUCAUCAAAGGAUACCUAGCCACGCACUGCCGGUGCAAUCCCCUUCAGCGACCGCCGCGCCUCAGCCGCCGCCAUCACAAGCGUACCUUUCCCAGGGAUCUGCCGCGCAACAAAGGCGCGCAUCCGAGUCCCGGCCAGAACCAGCGCCUGCACCGGCAACUGACCCCGCCAAACCACGUAACUCCUUCCCCCACGCGUUUGAACGGUGGGAGACGCUAUCAGCGCAUUGGGAGGGCCUCACCAGCUACUGGAUCAGAAAACUCGAACAAAACAAGGACGAUGUCAACAGAGACCCUCUCAGCCAACAAUUAGCCCGCCAAGUCACCGACUUGUCUGCCGCUGGCGCCAAUCUAUUUCACGCCGUUGUCGAGCUACAGCGCCUUCGAGCCAGUUCUGAACGCAAAUUCCAGCGAUGGUUCUUCGAAACAAGGUCGGAGCUGGAGCGCGCUCAAGAAGUGAACGCACUACUCGAAAAGGCGCUUGAGAAGGAACGACGGGAACGGUCGGACGCCGUCCGUGAUGCAGUCGACCAACAGCGCGCCGUCGCGAAGAGCGAACCCAAAAUACAAGAAAUGAAAAAGGAGCUGGCCAUCUCAAAAGAGGAAGCACGCCGUGCCUGGGAAGAGCUUGGCCGUCGCGAGCAAGAGGAACGUGAUCGCACGCUUUCCCUGCAAUCUGGACAUCCGACCAUUGUGGGCGGUGUCCAGGUCGUUCCUAUGACGCAGAGUCAUUCUGCCCGACAGACGAGCUCCAGAGAUGCAGGAAAUUAUCAACCUGCCGACGUAAGCCGCACACCGACGGAACAUCGCUCGCCAGCCGCACCCGGCAGUACUGGCGGUUACUACGCACAGCCCGAAGGUUCUGGGACCGGGCAUCGGGGCGCACAAGUUGCGGCACCGCAAGACGAGAUUAAUUAUCACGAAAGCGAAUACGUACUUGACGCCCAAGGACAGCCGAUUCUCGAUGUGCACGGCAAGAAGAUUCCCACCUAUGUGCCACCAUCAACCUACUCGGGCUCAGAGCAGGAAGCAGAAGAGUACGAGACCCCCGCAACCACCAACCCACCGAGCGGCGGGCAUGAGACGCCGGCUUCUGGCGCGCCGAGCGGCGGCAGCCACAGCAGCAACAACAACAACGGUCAAUGGACAGGCGCUUACUCCAACCCACAGGACUACUCGGGCGAGGGCUACGGCACACCGGAGUGGGAGACGAUCCAACGACAAAAUCACCAUCACCCCUCACGACUGAGCAAGAUCGAUGAGGAGGACGAACGAAGCCGCGCGAGCACGAGCCAGAUUAGUCGAAUCUAG
Cordyceps fumosorosea ARSEF 2679 is the source of this 2160-nucleotide messenger RNA. RefSeq lists its product as hypothetical. The transcript is spliced from 3 exons. The record is from RefSeq and is a predicted model, not a curated record. NCBI's taxonomy places the organism in Eukaryota, Fungi, Ascomycota, Sordariomycetes, Hypocreales, Cordycipitaceae. The coding region runs from base 1 to 2160 and encodes 719 amino acids.